AUUAGUCAUAAAAUUUCCAAGUCAUUUCUCACAAUAAUGACGCAGUUUAUAAUAGAUUUCAACAUCAAAACUGUGUAAGAGAUUUGGUCACUUCCUUCUACUCGAACUCACUACAAUUGUCUGUCUUUGUCAGUGUCAUUGUUGCGUCAAUCGCGUCAGUUUGCUCAGCAAAACGUUAUUUCAAAAAGUGUUUUCUUCGUAGUAAUUUUGUUGUUUUGUAGACCAAGUUAUCAAAUAACAAUUAAGUAAUUGCUCCUUAAUAGUGACAAAACUAACAAUGGCCCCUCGAGAAAGUAUAAAAGCCACUCCUAAGGUGCAGCGCACCGUAUCGAAGACCAAACCGAAGGCGUCGCCUAUUUCGACCAUCAAAAAGACCAUGGCUACUAGGAAACUAGUGGACGCAACUCAAAUUAAAGUAAAUAACACAACAGUAAAGACCCGCUCCAGUAUGGCGCCGCCUUGUACGCCAAAGUCUAAAGAGUCGAAGCCGGCUCCCGCACCCAGCAGUGUCACCAAGAGUGCCAAGAAGGUCCGAAAACCAAAAGCCGCCCACUCUGGAGUCCCUGUGCCCAGCAAAAUGCUCAAACUAAUGAAGUUACAGGCUGCAGGAGGUUUAUAAUAACAUUUAUUUUUAACAUUUUCCGCCGUAGUCUGAUAUAUAAGACAUAUAAUAUCCAGCUCAUUUUGCCAUAGUAUAAGACAAAACUUCAUGUAACAUCAUACCGGUGGUGAUAUGAGCAUGCAUGAUGGAAAAUCCUAAGCGGUUAAAAGAUUAAGAAGUUUCUAUUAUAGUGUAAUUAAGUUGAUUCCUGAUCAGGUAUAACAGGAUAUCAUCAAAACAUUUCUUAUCUAACUUUUAUAUUUGUUUUAACUGUAAACAAAUUACAUGAUACAGUUGCUGGCCUCUUUCUUCCUCUUUAUGCAUAUUAAUGGAGACCCGACUUUACUGUAAUGCCUAUUCAAUAAUGGCUCUUUUCAUCAACAUUUUAAAUUACUCAUGACAGUACCAAAUAGUAUACUUGCUGUUUAGGACAGACAUUAGUGUAGGACAUAACUGUGAUGUCAAAUACCUUACAAAUUUACUUCAGCAGAGCAAUCAAACUGGGUCCCUAUGUAUAGAAUUUGCAUGCAGUGACCUAAUUAUAUUUUUCUUAGCUUAAUUUUGUAGGGUUAUUCCUAGAACUUUAUUUCCAUACAAUCAUACAAUACAGUUGGCAGUGAACUAGACAGGCUACCAGUUGUGGUGGUAACUAUACACCCUAUAUCACAAAAAUAAUAAAAUCCAAGAAUAGC
This is a messenger RNA of Cydia pomonella (codling moth), 1293 nucleotides long. RefSeq lists its product as uncharacterized. The record is from RefSeq and is a predicted model, not a curated record. NCBI's taxonomy places the organism in Eukaryota, Metazoa, Arthropoda, Insecta, Lepidoptera, Tortricidae. Bases 278 to 619 code for a protein of 113 amino acids. The transcript has 2 exons.